AUGCCUCAGAACGGCACGCCAGCGGGGCUUGAACAAGUCUGGAAGCCUUCCUACACUUCGUCCGAUCGCCGGCAGUGUCCAACAACGGCCAUGGGCGGAUGGAACGCAGAGACCGUGAAUGACCCCGAGGCCUUGUACGCACCAGUCGUCCCCGAUGGAGAGAUCCCACGAGAUCUCUCCGCGAUCCGAGACAGCGAGUGGGAUAAGCUGAGAGCAAAGCCAAACCACCGCAUCAUCGCACGUCCUGUCCUCAACCCUCGUUUUGUGGCACAGGAAGAACAGAAGAACGACGCUAGGCUUGAGGCGGCUCUAAUACAGCUUGCUCGCGACUUGGUCCUGCCCUCCGCUCGCCCUCAUGUUCACACAUUCGAACAAGACCGCAAAGCAUUCCGAAUAGGCUCCGAGCAGGCCAACAUCAGCGCGCCUCGAUUCUACCGCAAGGCCUAUCGUCCUCAACAGAGACCCACCACCAAGCCCAACGAGACCUUCACGGUCUUCCCUGACGACAUCAAACAACUGGUGCACGAUAUUGCCACGACUCCACGCAACUCCGCCGACCUGCCUAAGCGCGCUGCGCUUCAAGCGGAGAAGUUCUCAGACCACUUCGAUGCUGGGACUGGGUAUCUGUUGACUUCGUCCCCUCUUUAUGGGCACUAUGGCAACCAGGCUCUGUGUCCGACCGCACUGUGGGAGUAUUUGGUCGGUCGUCAGGUGGGUGCUGGCGCGAAUGUCGCAAAGAGCCCAGAGAAGAAGCAGGAAGAGAGUGAGUAA
Saxophila tyrrhenica is the source of this 771-nucleotide messenger RNA. RefSeq lists its product as uncharacterized. The record is from RefSeq and is a predicted model, not a curated record. Lineage: Eukaryota; Fungi; Ascomycota; Dothideomycetes; Mycosphaerellales; Extremaceae. The coding region runs from base 1 to 771 and encodes 256 amino acids. The transcript is spliced from 3 exons.